Messenger RNA from Canariomyces notabilis, 1809 nucleotides. RefSeq lists its product as uncharacterized. The coding region runs from base 206 to 1501 and encodes 431 amino acids. Gene Ontology annotation, cellular component: membrane. The transcript has 4 exons. Gene Ontology annotation, biological process: transmembrane transport; metal ion transport. Gene Ontology annotation, molecular function: metal ion transmembrane transporter activity. The record is from RefSeq and is a predicted model, not a curated record. NCBI's taxonomy places the organism in Eukaryota, Fungi, Ascomycota, Sordariomycetes, Sordariales, Chaetomiaceae.
AAGAACAUAUUUUCAAGACUCCUAGCGGCCAGGUCUUGAGCCCGACCUGGCUUGGGCAGAGCUUUGGCAAGGAGUGGUAAGUUAUUGGUAGCGGGUAUGUUGACAAGGGGCUGAUGUAUCUUGUUUAAGGAAUAUCGGGCUACAGGGAGCUGGGGAUGGGAUUUCUCAACUUGUCAUCUCCCAGCUAUGUUCUCGUGCCGAGGAGAUGGUGUCUACCGACUCGGAUGACGACAAUCUUUCCCAGCCGCGUUUGCAACUAGUCACAUACUUCCUCAGCCAGUUUGAAGGCAAAUGGGGCUUGAACCGACGCUCGUGGGGCAGCUCGGACGACAAGGGAGGCUCGGAGGAUCGUACUUGGGGCGGGGGCUUCAUGGCGUUACCCAAACCCCGCACGGAAGACGUUCUGUUUCAAUACCACAUGCGAGUCUUUACGACUCGGUCUGGGCGACAGCGAAGUUGCCCUGGAAGGGCCUCGGGAAACCUGACAGACCCCAGCGAUGUGAGGAGAAAUCUGGACAUCCAUGAGAUUCGCUACUCGGUCGGGCUCAAAACCACUUGGGAAUUUGACCUCCCUGUAUUCACACUGAUCACCAUGACGAACGCGUUUACCAGACUGGAAGACCUUGGCGAACUGUGUGAUAGGGAUAUCUGGAGGGCUGUCAAUAUGCGUCCAUCGAUCCGCGCAACGGGGGUGGCUGCCUUUGCCUUCCGGAUUCGGUCCUUACUUCCUGGCUGGGCGGAUCAGUGGUCGCGCCUUCUCGACCAGAUCGACAGAGUCCUAAGCGCCGAUCUGGCCACCAUUCUGGAUCCCGCAAGCAGACGAGAAAUCAUGGUAGAUGGUAGUGACCUUCGACUGUCAGAAUUCUAUCCGGCUGUCUUGCAAAUCCUGCGCAUCGCUGCCGACUGGAUUCAAGAGAGCAUGGAUGACCUGCGUUGGAUGGUGGAUGACAUGCAGCGGCUCUACUUCUCCCCAAACACAGACGGUGAUUCCUUCGCCACCUUUCUCCCUUCUGGGCUUGACGUCAACAGCCAGGAUGCAGCCAUUGCUGUCUUCAAGCAAAACUGGAACAGUGUCAAGUCGCAUCAGCAGCGGCUAGGCAAAGCGUUGCUCGCCCGCAUCGCGAGGACGCAGAAGCAAGUGGAAAGUCUCAAAGAUGGUAUGUUCAACGCGACGUCCGUAAACGAGGCCAAGAAGUCAACGCAACUGAACCACUAUAUCUUCGUCUUUACCGUCAUCACCAUCAUUUACCUGCCCUUGAGUUUUAUAUCGACACUCUUCACCCUAGAGCUCUUUACGUGGGAAGACUCUAGACAGGUUCGCUCGUUCCAGUUCGCUACAACAAUCACCCUCGUGGCAAUUGGUACAUAUGUUUUUUCAGGCUUCUUGGUGUGGUUUACGCAGCGACCAACGGCCUUGGGUGCAGAGUUGAGGGCACACCUCGAGGUUUUUCGGCGCAGAAUGCUAGGUUGGUCAAGGCGAAGAGGAUUAGGUGAAAACUAAAGAGGGAGACUAUUAUCGUUUUCCAAGUUUGUGCGCCCUUCGAGACACCUGCGCCUCCUUUCACUGCAGGCAAACGCCCUUGAGAUACACUAAAACAGACCAAAACACCCAUCAACGCUGCAUCCCAACCUGAAUUCAAGCUCCUAGCAAUUGACCAGUGACCACCUACCCACCGCGCGCGGUUCAGACGACUGAGAUUCGGCCACAGCCCUUUGUUCCUGCAUGCUAUUAACUUGUUUACAUUAUUGUACAACAAGAAGAAGAAGCUUGCUCGCGCGUAUCUCUGAGUAUUCGGUGCCCCGCAGCUG